AUGUCGAACAAAGACGCAGACGACGUCUUGGACUUCAUCAAUUCUCUUCCUGAUACUAAGACUACACCAGGUUCUGGAGGUGGUCGCAAAUCCGAAUCCAAUGACGAAUUCAAGGACUUUUUGGAUGAGCUCUCCGCUCACGAAAAGGCAUCUAAGGGCCCGAUCCGCACUAAACUUGAGCCCAGAAAGAGAGACGACGUGAGGGACGUUCGUCGCCCAACUAGCGGCGUGCUGUCUCCAGCCUCCUCCAGACGCAUUGUGUCUUCUUCUACUGAGUCUAAGGUGGACGGGGCUACUGUCGAUUCUACAGCCGGUUCUCCUGUAACAGUUGCACCUUUGACUCCAACCGUCAGUUCGGGUGCUACAUAUUCUCCUGCGCCAACCGCUGCUUCUGAAAAGGCUCCUCUGUCGUCUAAACUCGGAGCCUCGUCUCAAAAGGAGGUCCAACCAGAGGAGGAAUCAAUGAUUGACCCAAUUGGAAGCAUAUCGUCAUGGUGGAGUACAGAGGGCUCCUCCAAGGUGCUGUCAUUGUGGGGCUCUUUGGCAUCCAAUGCAACUCAAUUGGGUGAGACUACAUUCCAACUUGCCUCCACUACCUCGCAACAAUUGUCGCACCAGAAGCACAAGUUCCUAGUCGAGAACCCCGGUCUAGAGGCUGAGCAAAUCACGCAUCUCACCGGAAAGCUAAAUUCCAUCUUGAGCACCGUCUCUCAACAGAUUAAGGAUGGUUUAAUCGACAAGGACGAUGAGCUCCUCAACAUCUUUUUGGUGUAUGACUGGGAGAACAUUUCUGACUUGGAUUCGCUCUGCGCUCGCAAGUUUGAUGCUGUCAUGGACCAAAUCGAAGGUGGCGUGCGCGUCAGCGUCAAUAACUUUAACCACAAGCAUGAGCAGACUGACCGCGAAGAAGGUUCGCAACACUAUGACUUGGGUAUGUUUUACGGAAAAGCCAUCGAUGGAGAGAAGUUGUGUUUUGCCAAUUUGGAAAGUUCCAUUAAAGACUACCUCAAAAUUACAAAGGAGACCGGCGCCGACCAGACUUCAGAGGUCACUGAAAAGGAAGACGAAAUCGCUAGCUCUAAUAUUUUCAUUGCCAUCCAGCCAAUCUGUGUUGGACAGCAAUCGUCUGAGUCCGAAUCAUCUGCCACCUCCAGUCCAAUCUUCAUUGAGGCUAAUAAUGCCAGCUCUUUUGCAUUCACAAUGAUCUUAAAGGAUAUCACAAAUAAUAUCACCAUUGUGAGCAAAUCUCAGCCAUUUCCACUCAAAUGGGCUAAAUGGCUCGCAGGUUCUCAUGAAGACGUCGAUACUGUGUUUGCUGGAGAAGAUGGAGGUGCCCCUGGCGUUGAUCCAAGUGAGUGGGUGAGCGGUUGGAUCAAGAAUGGUCUUGAACUAUCCUUUGCUGUUUUGGCUCAAGAGUACAUCACCAACCGUAUGGGAAUUUAA
Australozyma saopauloensis is the source of this 1443-nucleotide messenger RNA. RefSeq lists its product as uncharacterized. The transcript has a single exon. The record is from RefSeq and is a predicted model, not a curated record. The coding region runs from base 1 to 1443 and encodes 480 amino acids. Lineage: Eukaryota; Fungi; Ascomycota; Pichiomycetes; Serinales; Metschnikowiaceae.